Rhipicephalus microplus (southern cattle tick) is the source of this 1519-nucleotide messenger RNA. RefSeq lists its product as uncharacterized. NCBI's taxonomy places the organism in Eukaryota, Metazoa, Arthropoda, Arachnida, Ixodida, Ixodidae. The record is from RefSeq and is a predicted model, not a curated record. Gene Ontology annotation, molecular function: protein dimerization activity; DNA binding. Gene Ontology annotation, biological process: regulation of DNA-templated transcription.
UGUCUUUUCGUGAGGCGUGCUUCAAUUUUGCGACGACGAAAGCAAACGCUGUCGUUGUUUUUUGAGUGCGCGUGAUUAUGUCGCUCUGUCAUCGUUGAUCAGCGAGUUAUCAUCUUAAGCUUGCGACGUUCAACGCGUCCGCAAACGACGAGCCCGAUCAUCUGCCGCAAAGCAACCAGCGCUUGGUUUCGUUUUCGGAGCGCGCGCUCUUUUUCGACACGACCCACUUCACUGGUGUACUCGCUGUGCUCGAGCGGCCGUUGGAAACAGUGGGCGCAGCAUUAGCGCGUGUGGUUGUGGGUGUUGCCUCUGGAGAAGCCUUCCUGCUGGGGUGUGUUGCUGUGAGUGCCAUCGGGAAGCGCCAGAGUGGAAGCGGCGUUGCGAUCCCCGCUUUCGCCUGGCAUCUUUGAGGCAGUGCUGGACGAGCCAGGAGUCGAAAUGCCUGUCGCCUCAGGCGCAUCGCCUCCGUCGCCAAUGGCAAGUGGUGCGGAAUCCAAGACUGGUGGACGGAGGGUGUCCAAGCCGCUGAUGGAGAAACGACGUCGGGCGCGCAUCAACCGCUGCCUGAACCAGCUCAAGGCAUUUCUCGUGGACCCGUCGAAACCAGAGAGCCCGCGUCAGUCGAAGCUGGAGAAAGCCGACAUCCUCGAGAUGACCGUGUGCCACUUGCAAGCCCUGCACCGGCAGCGAAGAACAGCCCGCCUCCUGGACGACCCCGAGGUUCGCCACAAGUUCCGUGCGGGCUUCGAGGAGUGCAUCCUCGAGAUCCGCCGCUUCCUGUGCUCGCUGGCCGAGCAGCAGCACCAGACGAGCCCGUGCUUCGACCCCGUGGCAUCUCGCGAACGCAUCUUGGGACAUCUGCAACGACGGGCCAGGGAAAUCCAGGACCCCGAUGGGGCCCUUGCGCAGUGCACUUCAGCGCCGGCAGGUCCCGACGCCUCCAGCGAUCCGCCUGUUCGGACUUCGCGGCGACUCGCUCCCAACGAAGCCUCCACUCCAGAGUCCAACCACAGCUCCCUGGACGCGACGGCCUCGAGCGAUGAGCUGGCCUCGGAGACGUCGUCCUCGAGGUCUCCCUCGCCGUCCGACGUCGUCGUGUCCCACGCUGACGUGCGGUUGCGGCCCAAGAGGCUUCGCAACGGGGACCUGGUGCUCGUGCUACCGAGAGACCUGGUCGCCAACGCCAGGAUCGUCGCCGCGGCGGCCCCGACCGCAGAACCCGACGUCAAGCAGCCCACUUCGCAGUCGCAGGCCUCGACGUCGUCCGUGUUGGACGCCCGGGAAGUUUCAGCGGCGUCGACGUCGCCCGAGGUCUCGUCGUCCACGUCGUCCGCGUCUGUGGUGGCCGAGGAAGUGAUCUCGCCUCCGGUAGCUCUACCAUCUGUGUCCUCCUCACCCACUUCUUCCACAUCAUCCUGUUCCCUCCCUUCGUCGUUGCAAGUUACACCUGCGGUCGAAGGAAUUUCACAUGAUGACGUCUGGAGGCCUUGGUGACGAAAGUCGCGUUGCCGCUUUUCUC